Molecule: messenger RNA, 2070 nt
Organism: Dentiscutata erythropus
Lineage: Eukaryota; Fungi; Glomeromycota; Glomeromycetes; Diversisporales; Gigasporaceae
Source: the annotation of a GenBank genome assembly
AUGGCUCAAUUAAAUAAUAUUGUUAACUCUCAAUACGCGAAAGAGGCAUCGAACUAUAUUAAAAUUUCAAAUGAAUUGCGUAGCGUUGGUGCCCAUUUCGAAGUUGAUCUUCCCACAAUCGUUUUUUGUGGAAAUCAAUCUGCAGGCAAAAGUAGCUUGCUGGAGGCGAUUUCAGGCGUUAAGUUACCUAAAUCUGAUGGAACUUGUACUCGUUGCGUGAUGGAACUCAGACUAAACGAAUCUUCCGAAGCAUGGUCAUGUCAAGUUUCUCUCCGUAAAGAAUAUGAUAAAGAUGAAAAACGCCUUCCUAAUCCAAUUGAAACUAAAUUUGGUAGCCCGAUCAACGAUCCAGAUAAAGUGGAACUAAUGGCACGUCGUGCUCAAAAAGCGUUAUUAAAUCCUACAACAGAAAGCAAUGAAUAUAUUGAUUGGGAUUUCAAUGAUGAUGAUUCUCAAUUAAACGGUCUUAAGUUCACGAAAAAUAUUGUCUGUAUUGAAAUUAAAGGCACUGAUGUGCCAAACUUGAGUUUAAUUGAUCUGCCUGGAAUUAUUCGACAUACUGAGAAAGCCGAAGAUAGAAAGUUUAUUCUAUUGAUUGAAGAACUUGUGAAGGAAUAUAUUAAAAAUGAAAAAUCUAUUAUAAUUGCAACGAUCUCAUGCAAGGAUGAAAUAGACAACCAAGCAAUCGUUACUCUUGCAAAAGAAGCUGAUCCUUCGGGAGUUCGAACCCUGGGUGUUCUUACAAAACCUGACAUGAUUGAAAAUGGAACACAUAAUAUCUGGCUAAAGAUUAUGGGAGGUGAAGCUCACCAACUUGAACUCGGGUAUUAUGUUGUAAAGAAUCCAACUAAAGUACAACGUGCGGAAAAUAUUACAUUCGAAGAAGCUAGAUUAAAUGAGAAUGAGUUUUUUGAACAAGAACCAUGGAAAAGUUUUUAUCUUCGAGAAAGGACAGGGGUUAAAAACUUGCAAAAUAAAUUAUCUGAAUUGUUAAUUAAAUCUAUUAAAAGGGGUCUUCCAGACAUUCGGAAAGAUGUUGAAGAAAAGUUAGAUAAGGCAUGUCAAGAUUUAGGAAAGCUUCCAAUUCAACUCUCAGAUAACCCAAGAAUUGAAUUAUUUCGCAUGAUACAAAAUUGCUCAAAGAUUAUCAAUGAAAAAACUACUUGCUCAAAUGAUCAAACUGAAUUCUGGAAUUCACUCAAUAAUCAAUUUGCACAAUUCAAAAAAGAAUUUUAUGCUUUACAUCCAAUUUUCUUAAUUGGUUGCAAUGUCAACGGUUAUAAGCAAAAAACUUCGGACGCGAAGUUUGAUAUGCUUGAAGAUUUUAUCGAAGACUGUAAAAGUAAUACAAGUACAGAUAAAUUGAAACAAAUAACGGAAGCCCAAGUCACUGAAACAAUUAGGAAUGCUCGUGGAAGAUUACUCCCUGGCUCAAUUCCUUAUUCAGCUGCACAGACUAUGAUUCAAGAAAUUCAGGUAAAAUGGGAAAAACCUGUUAUAAAUUGUUUAAAUGCUGUUUAUGAGAUUAUGAUAAAAUCAGUGAAUGAGGUUAUGGAAAAUAUUUUCUCAAGAUUUCCUGGUUUAGUUGGACGCAUGGAAUAUAAGGCACGAACUUGGUUAGAAGAAUGUAAAAAACAAUCAACUGAUCAUAUCAAUUUUAUGUGUAAAAUGGAGCGAACAACUUAUCCAUUUACACUUGAUAAGCAAAUGAUGACAGACUUAAAAACGAAAUAUUUAAACUCUCUUCAUGAAGCAGUAAAGAAUGAUGAUCGAGAUCCAACUGACACUUUAGAAGUCGUGGCGUUAGUUAUGGCAUACUUAAAAAUUGCAAUUAAACGUUACACUGACGUUGUUUCUAUGACGAUAAUUCACACUUUUAUUGAUGAGUUUAGUGAACGCUUUCAAGAAAAAUUAAUGGAAAUCGUUAUUAAUGAUAAAGAUGUAUCAAUUGAUGAGUUAAUUAAGGAAGAUGAUAAUACCAAGUAUCAAAGAGAGAAAUUGUUAAAUCGUGAAAAACUUUUAAGAGAGGCGCUGGAUAAGCUUGUUAAUUUCGGUGUCUAUUAUAAGUAA